This is a messenger RNA of Patiria miniata (bat star), 336 nucleotides long. Its product is annotated as mediator of RNA polymerase II transcription subunit 11-like. The record is from RefSeq and is a predicted model, not a curated record. NCBI's taxonomy places the organism in Eukaryota, Metazoa, Echinodermata, Asteroidea, Valvatida, Asterinidae. Gene Ontology annotation, cellular component: mediator complex. Gene Ontology annotation, biological process: regulation of transcription by RNA polymerase II. The transcript has 3 exons. Bases 1 to 336 code for a protein of 111 amino acids. Gene Ontology annotation, molecular function: transcription coregulator activity.
AUGACUUCCCCAUCGGAGAACCGGCUGAAACAACUUGAAAGCAUCGAAAUUGACAUCGCUAAUGUCGUGCUACAUGCAGGGCAAGCAAUUGGUGAACUCAGCGAAGAGAAGUUGAACGAGCACAUGACCGAACACUACACCAAGCAGUUUUUUAAGACGCUGGAAAAAGUGGAGAAAUCCCUCUCUGAACAAAUCAACUACUUGUCACAGGUUGCAACUGGCCAACCUCACGAAGGAUCUAGCUACUCGGCCCAGAAGGAUGCACAGAUGGCCAUUCAUCGUCAGGAGCACCUCAAGAGUGAACUGAACGAGCUCAAGAGUAUUUGCGAAGGCUGA